AUGGGUCAAUUUAUUAGUACAAAUCGCACUGUCCACAGCAAUGACGAGCUUAUAAAUACAUUAAUUAAGAGAGAGUAUAUACACACAAUUAAUGUGGAAAAAGUGUUCAGAAGUGUUGACCGAGGAUUAUAUUAUACCAAUGAUAAUAGACUAAACGCCUAUAGAGACAGCGCUUGGCAAUCGGGAGAUGUUCAUUUGUCUGCACCAAGUGUUUAUGCUACCGUUUUAGAAUGUUUGGAUCUCCACAAGGGUCAUAAGUUUUUAAACAUUGGUUCUGGAAUAGGGUAUUUUAGUACCCUAGCUGGUCUUUUAUUGGGUGUUAAUGGUGUUAAUCAUGGCAUUGAAAUUCAUAGUUCUUCAAUAGAAAUUGCAUAUCAAAAGUUGGAAGAAUUUAAAAAAAAUUCUGCAGCUAUCGAUUAUUUUGAAUUUUGUGAACCUGUAUUCAUUGAAGGAAAUGCAUGUGAUCUGCUAUCAGUGGGUUACUAUGAUAGAGUCUAUUGUGGAGCUGGAGUACCACCUGCGGAAUCUUCAUUUAUGAAGGCCCUUAUUAAAAUUGGUGGUGUAUUAGUUAUGCCAUUGGAAGGUUUCCUCGUAAAAGUAAUAAGGAAAGGUGAAUACUCAUGGAAAACAAUUGAAGUUUUGGAAGUAUCGUUCGCAGAUCUUGUUGUGCCAGAAAAAUGUAGUAUGAAAGUUGCAACGUUUCCUACUGUUGAACCAAUAAGUUUACAAGAGCUAUGCAGAUCAAACAUUCGAGCUUCCAUACGAGAUUGCUUGAAUGAAAGUCAUCCUGGCUUGCAAAUGCGCACUAAAUGUAAACCAACUAAAAGUUACGAUCAAAAAUUUUUUAAUUCUGGAGAUCCAUUAAGUGAAUUUGUUCGCAUACAGUAUGGUGCAAAUGAUAGAGGAAUGGUUAGUUUACGGAACAUUGUAGAUACAUUUGCUGGUUUGGACGAGGCAAUAUCAGAUCUGGGUUCAACAUCUGGGAAUGAAGCCAUUGAUGAAGAUAAUGAUGACGAUAACAGCGGCGAAAAUGAUGACGAUGAUGAUGAAGACGAUGUUGAUUAUGUUGAAGAAAAAAAUACAAGUGAACAAUGUGAUAAAAGUUUACCUAAGAAAACUGAAUCAGAGACCAAAAGAAAAUCAUCCGAAGCUGGAUGUUCUGAACAAAAUAAGACAUUGCCAGAAAAACCAGAAAACACAAAAAGAAUGAGAAUGAGCACAUCAACUUCUACAGUCACAAAUUUCUUAAACAGCCAAUCUGCCAAUAGCAGUAGUGAUUUUUGGGAGACUAUGUCUAGUGAUUCAUCCGAGCCUGAUAAUGAUGAAGACGAAAACCUUGAUGGUUCUGAUAGCUGGGUGUCAUCUGAGGAAAAUGAUCAUAAUGAUGAUGAUGAAUUUGGCGGAAUUUAUAACUCUUUGGUUAAUGGUGAAGAUGACUAUGACAGCGAUACUGAUAGCGAUGUUGCUAGAGAAUUGAUAUUAUACCGCUUUCUGAGCGAACGCAAAGAAAAUGAGUUGAGUAAGCUUCUGAAAGUUAAAAUUGAUUUGUUACCAGUACCAGCUAUGCUAAAACUGUUUCUCAACUACAACAAAGAAGAUUGA
Macrosiphum euphorbiae (potato aphid) is the source of this 1602-nucleotide messenger RNA. The record is from the annotation of a GenBank genome assembly. Lineage: Eukaryota; Metazoa; Arthropoda; Insecta; Hemiptera; Aphididae.